AUGGCCAACACCAAUUCCCCAACCAGCAAUGCUGUACCUCCCCCUUCCAUACCCUCCAUUGUCAACAUCAAACUGGAUCGUUCUAACUAUCCGUUAUGGCUAGCUCAGAUCGUUCCUCUUUUGAACAGUCGGGAUCUUAUGUCGUUUGUUGAUGGAACCAGUGAAUGUCCUCCUAAGAAUGUUGCUGGGAGUACUACUGUGAAUCCCGCCUACACCACCUGGUUUCAACAAGAUCAACUGAUCCUUAGUUGGAUCAAUAGCUCUUUGACUCCAUCUGUUCUCUCUACUGUGUCAAGGAAUCAGACUUCUCGCACCACUUGGCAGGCUUUGGAGCACAGGUAUGCCUCUGCUUCUCAGAACAGAAUCUUGCACUUGCGUAAUGAGCUGCUUCGAACCAUGAAAGGUGAUUUGUCUGUGAGUGAUUAUCUUGAUCGCAUGAAUGCUAUUCGUGACAACCUGGCGCUUUCUGGAAAGCCAGUGGAUGAUGAUUAA
Prunus avium (sweet cherry) is the source of this 492-nucleotide messenger RNA. The record is from RefSeq and is a predicted model, not a curated record. NCBI's taxonomy places the organism in Eukaryota, Viridiplantae, Streptophyta, Magnoliopsida, Rosales, Rosaceae.